This is a messenger RNA of Paramecium pentaurelia, 1551 nucleotides long. The record is from the annotation of a GenBank genome assembly. NCBI's taxonomy places the organism in Eukaryota, Ciliophora, Oligohymenophorea, Peniculida, Parameciidae.
AUGAGAAUUUAAGCUACAUCAUUUAGAUUGCCAUCAUUGAAAUUAUAACCAAAAGACUCUUAUUAAUGUCUCAGUUAUGGUGAUAAUAAUCUAUCAAGUUCAUCAAUGAUUAAAUACUAGAGUAGUCCACUAAGGAAUUAUGAUCCAGUUCCAAUUAAAAAAAGAGUUAGAGGAAUGACCAUAAUUAUUUAUAAUAGUCAUGAAAAACUUAAGACAGCUGAUUAUUGCAAUGGAGCAGAAUUAAUUACUUAGAUCUAACAAAAUAAUUAAAGCACUUCUGUUGUCAAUACUUUUAGACGCUAUAGAAGUAAACUUAAGUAAUUGAUGUAACCUUCCAAAGAUGAAGGAAUAAAUUCAAGAGAUCCUCGUUUACAUAUAUUUACAGAUCCUGGUGCUCCUAUUCGGUUUGAUCAAUUCAAUAAGGAUCGUAAAGAUUAACAAUUUUAAGAGAAAGUAAGACAAUUAAUGGGUAAAGUUAAAUUACUCUUUUCCUCUUAACAAUUCUAUUAAGAGCCACUUAAUUAGGACAUUUUUCAUGUAACACUUGUAAAAUUAAAAGAUGAAUAUGAUUGUUUAUACUAAGAUUUCAAUGACUAUUAUGUUUAAAGUAAUAAAUUAGAUAAGCAUGUCUUGAAACUCUUAAAUCAUAUGGAAAUCAUCUAGACUUUGCUAAAACCAAAAAAGCCAAAUAAAAUAAUAAAGUAUCAACCACAAAAACCUAAUAUACUUCAACCAGAAUAAUAAUAAUCGCCUUCUGAAAUAGCAUAAGAAAUAAUUGAAGAUACUCCUUAGUAAUCUUAAACUGUUUAACAUCCGUAAUUUUCUAAUUAGUAACAAGACUAAUAGUCUAGUCAUGAACCAAGAGAGCCAAGUGUAUUUACUCCUCUUACUUCUAAAUAAUAUGAUAUUGAUCAAUCAAUAAGUGAUUUAGAGAAUGAUCAAUAAAAUAAGCCAAAUAUGCAAAAAAAAUAAAAAAAUAAAAACAACCCUUAAAUAUCUUAAGAAACUAUUCUUGUUGAGUUUUCUAUUUAGUAAAACAAUUCUAUAGUAAAUUAAAAUUAGAUUACUUAUUAAGUAUAAACUCAACCAAAAAUAAAAUAAAGAUAAAUUCCUUAAAGUAAUUCAACUUAAUCUAUUUAAUAAAAUGAUAUAUAUGAAUCUACAUAAAUCUUAAAAGAGGAUACUAAUUCAUAGAUUGAAAAGCCUACCUUUAAAAGAACUAUUAGUAAUUUAGGAUCAACUAGUAAAAGAAGAAAUACAAUGUUAGAGAGUAAAGAUGGCUAUUAAAAAUAAAAGAAGGUUAAUUCAAUCUCAGAAUAGGAUGAUAAUAAUUAAGAGGAUGAAGAAGAAGAUGAAAUUUAAUAAAUGGAUAGUUAAAUUGAAUAAAAUGAUGAAUAAUAAUAAUAAAGCAAGAUCAACAAUUUAGAAUUUUCUUUCUUAGAUAUGUUAAUUGGAUCCUAAAAUAUUUAUAAUUAUCCAUUUUAUUAAGAUUGGGAAUAUCACAUGAUUGAAAUUAUGAAAGGAACCAUUUUUGGUGAAUAUGAUUUAUGA